AUGUACGUAACAGAUGCGGCGAAAUACGCCACUAUUCUCAAAUACCACGUGAAUAGAAAAACAAUUGGCUAUUUAGUAGCUAUAGCCAAAGGAGCGAGGAUGAUUUAUGACGACGAUGAAGAAAUUGGACACGAAUGGCUGGCCUCUAGCCCGCCUCUAGAUAACAAAGGUGCUGAUAUCCCUUUUGUUAUACCAGCAGGUAAAGUGAAUUUUUGGAACCCUUUUUCAUAUUUUUACUCCAAAAAAGACGUUCGGCCAAGAGAUCUUCCAGAAGAGGUGUCGAGACGUCCUGCCUGCAGUGCUCCUCCGGUGCCAUACGCAUUGCGGAAUUCAAGUGAAUUACUUGUCCACUAUCUCAUAGAUGGGUAUGCCGAUGUACCGGAAGGAAUUCUCAAGUCGCCAUUGAAAUUCAACAAAUCUGUUGGGGGCCCCGUGGAAAUACAAGAAGGAACAUUUGUGCCAAAUAUCCAGCAUUCAACGCUACAUAUGUAUGAUGUAUUUUGGGGGCUUUUGUUACCCACCACAUGUGAGGAGUCGAUAUGUGAUAUUAUUCGUGGUUAUAUAACUCAAAGACUUCUGUGGGAUAUCAGCGGUAGCAUGUCGGUCUCACCGCCCUGGACUAAGAGAACGACUCCAUCCCGUCGAACAUCGGGACAAAACUCUCAGUCUAAGGACACAACGCUGAUCAAACUGACCAAUCUUUUACUUGCAUGGUCCAGCAACUCAGCGUCAAUAGAUAAGAGGCUAAAAGAACUGUAUCUGUAUUUAUUCGACAAAGGAAUCAUUUUGAAAGAAGAUCUGGCAAUAUUAGACACUUGGAUACAGUUGCUGAAGACAGCUGGGUAUGUCUUCCCGCGAGCCCACGUACCAAGCUGGGCCGAAAGACGGGCGAUGCCCAAACCUUGGGACGACGUUAGGUUGUGUGUUCAUUUCAAUCUCAUUCCCGGCGAGCAAGCAUUUACAACAUUGUAUCAAAUGUACAGCAGACAUUUUAAGGAGAUAACAUUCAUGGGGGAAGGCGCUACUCAGCCGUUUAUGGAUACAAGCGUUCCUUUCCUGCCGUGCACGGACAAGGAACAAGAAGGUGGCAAGUUUCCGCACCGCUGUCUUCUAAAUCAUCUCACCUAUGAAGGGUUUGGAAACAAAAAUACGUCUUUCCUUGUCGUCAGUGAUGAUACCUUCUUUAAUCUUUCAUCUUUUUUGUCCUAUCGCCGAGACGCCAUGUGGAUAUUGGGUCCCAUAGAAACAUACGACAUAAAUAUCAAGUGGCCAGACGGGUGGAUGUGGUGGCUGCAAACGUACGGUGGCGCCGCGUUGCGGAAGAUCAUCGAUAUUAUGCCUGAAGCGUGGAGGGAAGGCUUGGCUCACGUGAAAAAUUGGACGAAAUCAGGAAAGCGAUUGAUAUCUAAGUAUUACGCAGACACGGUAUUCAUCCCAAAUAACCGAUACCGGGCACGAUUUAUUGAGGUUUUGAAGUGGAUGACGGAACCUGACAUCCCGCGUUUAUUUGCUGAAAUUGCCGUGCCAUUAUUAGUUGACCUAACCACGGAGAAGGCAGACCGAUCAGACGUCAUUCCGAUGAAGAACAGUUAUCCAUGGUCGGAUCUCGGUGCAGCGCUUCAGGCGCGGUCGUGCAAUUUACUACACCCCUUAAAAUUGUCCAAAGAUAGUGAUAGGAUUACGUGGCUCUCCAUGUUUAAAAGCGUUGAGAAGCUUUUACAGACACCCUAA
Lingula anatina is the source of this 1731-nucleotide messenger RNA. Its product is annotated as probable glycosyltransferase STELLO1. The record is from RefSeq and is a predicted model, not a curated record. Lineage: Eukaryota; Metazoa; Brachiopoda; Lingulata; Lingulida; Lingulidae.